AUGGCCUGGCGUUGGAUCAGCAGUGAGCCGUGUGGAGCCCCUAUUUUUGAGAGCAUCCAGAAGCUUGGGGUCAUGUGGACAGAAGCCGAACAAGACUACCAUGUGACUACCGUGCCAACCUGGAGGAAGGGAGGGGCGGGGCUGCAGCUGGCGUGUGCGAGGGAGCGGCUACGGCUGGAGACGGCCAAUCGGGAAGCGGCCGAGCGCCGGCUGACCGCCGCCCAGUCCCUCCUCGCCCGUCUCCUUCCUUCAUGUCGCCCUCAAGCGGCAACGCUAUGUGACCGGCUCGAGGGAGAGGAGAAGGCGAUGCUGCAGGAGCUGAUGUGCAAGGAGGACCAGGCCGCGCCCCAAUCCGAACAACUGCCCCAUCACGACCCGCAACCGCGACCGUACGCGCCGGGGACACAGCCCGAAGAGCGAGAACAGGAGCAGCAGCGACAACAGCAGCGGCCAGCCGACAACAACUUCACCAACGACGAGUGGAGUUCGUGCGUGAAGGUCCUGCGGCUCAUUGCCUCGAACGUUCGCCUCUUCACCGAUCACAUAGUACAGCUGGCCUUUGCCAGGAGGAUAUUCCUGCGCAUGGUCGAACUGGAGCAGUCGCGGGAGCUCCCGCUGGUGCCCAAGGCCGCGGGCGGGGUCAAUCGGCGGCUGGACCUGGCGCUGAUGCGCUCGACCGAAUUGCGCAAGAGGCACAUCGAAGACAUUGAACGACUAAAGCGCGAACUGCCCUCGGCCUUUGAGUUUAGCUACAACCGACCGGCGAUCGAGUGGAUCAGUGAGGAGAACGGUUUUGCCGCAGUUGGCGAUACGCUGUCGGGACAGUGUGACGAGGUGCGAGCGGACAACGUCUCUUCUGGCCUCGACCCCACGGGCCAAUUCUUCGCGACCGAACGAAUAAUGCCCGCGGAAUGCAUGAUAUGCCAUGCGUCCUACCACCGUGUACACAUCUUCUACGGCGAUAAGUUUUGCCCGGCGUGCAGUCAACUCAACUGGACCAAACGAAACGCCACCGCUGAUCUCACUGGGCGCCUGGCCCUCGUGACUGGUGGAAGGAUUAAGAUAGGGCUGGAGACCGCCCUGAUAUUGCUGCGAUGCGGUGCGACCGUGUAUGAGAAGGAUUUUGGGGCGUGGAAGGACCGCUUGCACAUACUGAUGGCCGACUUCCGCGACAUCAGAGCCGUUGAGGCCUUGGUGGAGUACCUCUCUUCGCAUCUGCCCCGACUCGAUAUCAUCAUCAACAACGCCGCACAGACAAUUGCACGGCCCGCGCAAUUCUACGAGUACCUGCGACCAACCGAGGCCAAGCCCAACUCCCUUCUUCCGCCCCAGCAGCGAGAGCUUCUGACCAGCGAAUGGAACGACGGCCGAUACGCGGCCACCGCCGGCGCCCUCACCUGGCGUCGAGACGAAGUUGUGGCGCCAACGGAAGGCGGCGACGAUAGCAAAGACGACGACUACGACGAGAGUGGCGCGAUGCAAGGGCGACAGCGAGUCUUUCCGCUCGGGGUGCUCACGAGCGAGGGCGAGCAGGUCGACCUGCGCGAGAAGAACAGCUGGAGCCUCCACCUGGACGAGGUCUCCACCCGCGAAUUCCUCGAGGUCCAGGCGGUCAAUGCGAUUGCGCCGUUCCUUAUCAACGGUCGGCUGCGCGGGCUGAUGAAGCGAUCGCCGCCGCUCGCGAGCGACGGUUCGGGCGCCGCCACCCCCGAGGCCAAAUUCAUCGUCAACGCUGCGCUGAACAUGAUGACCCGGACCUCGGGUCCCGACUACGCGGCGGACGGGAUCUACAUGACCUCUGUCGACACCGGGUGGGUGACCGACGAGAAUCCGUGGCCCGUGCGGCUUGAAUCGGGGUUCUGUCCGCCGCUGGACUGCAAGGACGGAGCUGCACGCGUGGUGGAUCCCAUCUUGACCGCCAUCCGCGGCGAGGUGUCCGAGCCGGCCUUUGGGCUGUUCUUCAAGGACUACAAGAUCGCCCAUUGGUGA
Molecule: messenger RNA, 1989 nt
Organism: Acanthamoeba castellanii str. Neff
Lineage: Eukaryota; Discosea; Longamoebia; Acanthamoebidae
Product: shortchain dehydrogenase
Exons: 18
Coding region: 1-1989 (662 amino acids)
Source: RefSeq, a predicted model, not a curated record